AUACUCUCGGAUUAUAUCUAAAUAUGCUUGUUAUCAUAUUUUAGACCAUGCAAUAUGGUAUUAAUGUUGUUGGUUGGAUUUAAUACCUUAAUCUGUUAACUCCACCCCUCUUUUUUUGUUAAAUUUUGGUCAGGCAAUUCUAAAGGUAUCAUUAUCCGACCAUCACUACCAGCGUGUUUUGCUAAUCUCUACUUCGACUAUGCUAAACCUGGUUUGACAAAUUACUCCUUCGGGCAUGUCUCGACUCAGCAAGAAAUCUCCAUCUGUUUGCACGGAUCUGCCACUGGACAACACCGAUAUUUGCGAGAAGCUUUACCUGCUGAAACAGAUACUAAGAUCUUGUUUUGGUCCCACAGGUAGACUGAAACAAGUUCACAACAACAUCGGAGGGCACGUCGUGACCACCUCUGCCUCAUCGGUUCUCCUUUCAUCCGUUUCCUCCUCGCAACCUUUUAUCAAUCUGAUAAAAACCUCCAUUCUCAACCACGUAUCCCGCUUCAGCGACUGCGGUUUGUUUGCAGCUAUCUUGUGUCUGUCUCUUAUUGAACAAGUCAAAAAGUCUGCUCUCAGGGAAAGUGUGGCUAUCAGAGUGAACAAGCACUCGCUGGCUCUGUGUACCAGCUACCUGCAACGAGAAGACUGUGACUGUAGAGUGAAGCUCGACUUCUGCAGCAGUCAGAACUUGAUCACGUUAGCUCGAAGUAUUAUCUCCAGCAAACCUGCAUGUGUACUGACGGAGCCAGAGACACUUUACAUCAGCAAAUUGGCUGUGCAAGCUUUUUUGCUCACUGUUCCCUGUAGCAGCCCAGGUGUAGUCAGUCUUGGCAGAAUCGUGACUGUGCCUGUAGAGGGCCACUCUGUGCUGAGCUCUGCAGUGCUUCCAGGUUUACUGGUGGAGAUGCCUGAUGGUCUGAGCAAAGGAGAGAGUCUGCCAAAUCCGCUCAGUGUGGUCGUUUUCAGUGCAUCUCUUGCUGGGGAUCUUUCCGAAUUAGGAAAUGGAGUAAUUGAGGUCCACCCAGGUGUAGACACAGACUCGCAGAUCCUGGGUCAGCUGCUGGAGCUCGGCAGACAGGUGGUUAACAAUGAGGUGAAGCUCUUUGUGUGCCAGAAGGUCAUCCACCCGGUCUUGCAGCAAUACCUGAGGAGUCAUGGUGUCAUAGUGGUAGAGAGACUGGGAAUUGCUCUUAUGGAGCCACUUAGUCAGCUAACAGGGGCUCAACCUGUGGCUACAUUACAUACCACGAUCCCAUCCAAGGCCUACGGGAAUGUGAGGGAUCUCAGUAUCAGGCGGUUUGGAUCCAAGACAAUGCUUCAUUUACUCCCUCUUCGAGAGUCAGUGAUCUGCACAAUGAUCCUCUGUCACAGGAACCAGACCAUGUUAAAUGAGCUGAAGGUGGUGUGCCAGGUGACAGAACAUGUGCUGAGACUCACCCUAAGGGAACCAUUUGCCUUACUUGGGGGCGGCUGUACUGAAACCCACUUGGCUGCUUAUGUCAGACACAAGAGCAAGAAUGAUGUACCAGAGGCUGCAUUAUUAUUAGGGUGCUCACAGACAGAGUACCUUCUGGGUGUGGAGCUAUUCUGCCGUGCUCUGGAGUCCACAGCCGGAGCGCUGGAGCACGAUGGUGGGAAUUCUUUAAUUGAUCUGACACAUGCUCAUCACUGGACCCUCCCUGCAGAUAGCAUCAAAGAAACCAAUGAUAGCUUGGGCUUCUGUGGCUGCGGUCUGGUAGAAAGUAGCCCAAGUAGUAAGUGGACUUAUCUAAACACUAAAUAUGCAGAGUUCUGUCCUUCACCCCUGUUUAGAGACACUCCUGUGCAGCCACGUGUGCUAGACUCCUUCACAGCUAAACUCAGUGCAUUACAAGUUGCUAUAGAAACUGCUAAUCUUGCCCUGGAUAUUAAAUAUAUAAUUCAAGAUAUGAACUAGCAGAAUAGACAUUUUGUCUAGUGUUGAAUUCAGGUUUGUGAUGAUUUAAACUGUGGACUGAAUGCUGCCUUUUGGUUUAAAAAAUAGUUUAGACAGUGGGGAGUGGGAAUGUCUUUCUUUUGCAGUGAUUUGCAAAUAAUUUAAAGCCCAUUUUGGCACUCGGGUACAUUAGUGCAUUAUGGGUAUAUUGUGGAAUGGGUACCUUUCACAUCUGUGUGCAGCCCCAGUAACCCUCAAACACAUCUCGGUGGGUUGUAAAGACGGUCUGACUCAGGGAAAUACACCUGGAGGCACAAUCAGGUGCUCAUGUGCCUAGCCUCUGCUUUGUUGCACAAAAGAACCACCAUCAAUGCCAUCCCACCAGCUGUCCAGCCUAUCUUUCCACAAACAGCCUUCAUCCAGAAAGGAGAGAAGCAGUGGAACAAUGCCUCGCCCUCAGAUUCAGGCCCACUGGAUGCAGCCAGGGACUGAGCCCUUCCUGUCAGAAAUCACUUGUACCAACAUGCGCCCAGAUCUGGUUCUCUGGUCCAAAUGCUUCCACUAUGUCAUCAUCGUUAAGCUGAAGGUCCCUUGGGAAGAUGCCAUUGAUGAAGCACAUGCAAGAAAAAAGUUUCACUAUGAAGCAGAGGAAGGGGGCUGGAGUGUGAAGGUGGGUUGCAGGGGCUUUGUUGGUAGUUCCACAUCAAGGUUUCUGAAGGAAGUCGGCAUCAGAGGGCAGAUCCAGAGGAAAACCAUUAAAGAACUGGCCACAGUUGCAGAGACAAGCAGUCACUGGUUGUGGCUGAGAAGAAAGGAGACAGCUGGGGGAGCUAAAUGACCUCUCCAGGUGACACACACCCAGGUCUGAUCAGCCUGCCUGAGGGUGUAUUGUGGUAAAUGGCCGAAACACCCAAUGAGGCUGGGUUACACAACUGCUGAUGCGUCACACUGGAGUAAACAUCACUAAGUGGUCAUCAUCAAGCUCAACCCAACUCUUAAAAACUCAGUCUGAACUAGUUAGGUCCAUAGGUCUUUGGACAGACACAUUUUUUUUUAGUCUUGCCUCUGCACUAAAUCAAAUGUGAUUGAAGAGCAGACUUUCAGCUUUAACUCAAGGGGUUUAACAAAAGUGUUGCUUUUACCUGUUUCGGAAUUACAGCCAUUUUUAUACAUAGUUUCCCAUUUUCAGAGGCUCAAAACUAAUUAGUCAAACUAAUAUAAUUUUAACUAUAAAUACUUGGAUGAAAAUCCUUUGUGGUCAGUGACUACCUGAAGUCUAGAACCCAUGGACAAAACUGGGGAUAGUCUUUGAAUUACUGUCAGCAGAACCUGCAAAAGAAGAAGCAGCAAUGGUUCAGAAAUAUCAUAUGGUAACAGCCACAGUCUGCCAGGCCUUUACUGCAGCCGGUUCCUGCUUGUUUGUGGGACUUCCUGCAUUCAGUCUUGGCUUCAGUAACUGAAAAGCAUGCUUUGUUGGGUUGAGAUCAAGUCACGGAUUUGCCCAUUAAAGGAUAUCUCAGUUCUUUGCCUCAAGAAACUCUUGGGUUACUUUUGCAGUUUGCUUUGGGUCAUUAUCCACUUGCACUGUGAUGCACCCUCCAGUCAGUUUUGCAGCACUGGGCUGAAUCUGAGCAGAGAGUGUAGCCCUGUACACAUCACAUCAUCAAUCAACACUGCUGACGUGGUUCUGCUGGCGGUGAAGUUGUUUUUCUUAAGCAAAGAAAGAAUUUGCCAUCUUGCACUUUAGUUGUCUUCUGUGGGGUUUUUUAGGCCUCUUGGUGUUGCUGGGCAGUGGGCAGUGCAUUCUUUCUUUUUAAGCCACUCUUAAAUUUUUGCUAUCUCUCAGAGAGGUUUGUUUUGGUUUGGUUUUCUACCCAACAUUGGCCUCACUUGCAUCAACAUGUCUUUGGACAUCAUAUUAAGAGUUCCAGUAAACAGAUACCAAAUUCAGGUUCAACAGUUGGACCAACUCCCGAUCUCUUAUCUGUGUAAAAUCAUGAGGGAACUGGUCUCACCUGGCAAUGAAAAUGCCUGUCAGUUAAGUUUCCAUUUACCUUCGAGCCUCUGAAAAUGGUGGGCUGUAAUUCCUAAACAGCUGAUGCAAUACUUCUGUUAAACCCUUUGAUCUUGAUUGUUUGGACAAAAAAUUACAAAAAUAAUGUAUGACAAUGUAUCAUUAUCCAAAAACUUAUAGACCAACAUUUUGUGAAACAUAUUGAUGUCUUGAAUUUCAAAAUAAGCUUUUUUUCCCUUAAAAAAAA
Molecule: messenger RNA, 4170 nt
Organism: Archocentrus centrarchus (flier cichlid)
Lineage: Eukaryota; Metazoa; Chordata; Actinopteri; Cichliformes; Cichlidae
Gene: mkks
Product: MKKS centrosomal shuttling protein
Exons: 4
Coding region: 236-1930 (564 amino acids)
Biological process (GO): chaperone-mediated protein complex assembly; developmental process; protein folding
Cellular component (GO): cytoplasm; kinociliary basal body; nucleus
Molecular function (GO): ATP binding
Source: RefSeq, a predicted model, not a curated record